AUGAAACCAACUGUGACAAAUGACAUUCCAACCCCAACCCACUGCUUCGGUGACAGAGUCUGCUUUCAUCUAAACUAUGUAAUUCGUAGUUAUUAUAUGGCCACGAGGUACACUAGAUCUACUCGACUGAAGCAUUUGUUUAUUGAGAUAUUUGAAAAUUCAAGUGAUGUGAUAAGUGUAAUUGAAGAAGAUAACUUUGGUGUCACGUGA
Messenger RNA from Sphenostylis stenocarpa, 210 nucleotides. NCBI's taxonomy places the organism in Eukaryota, Viridiplantae, Streptophyta, Magnoliopsida, Fabales, Fabaceae. The record is from the annotation of a GenBank genome assembly.